This is a messenger RNA of Cyprinus carpio (common carp), 3649 nucleotides long. Its product is annotated as R3H domain-containing protein 1-like. The record is from RefSeq and is a predicted model, not a curated record. Gene Ontology annotation, molecular function: nucleic acid binding. Lineage: Eukaryota; Metazoa; Chordata; Actinopteri; Cypriniformes; Cyprinidae.
GCUGUCUCUGAGGCUGCGGCGAGAGUCUCAGACAUGGGCUCCGGUGUUUAGGAGCAGACGGAGGAGCUCUCGCUGCAGACCGAGCCACGGAGAGGAGGAGGAAAGGAGGAGGUGGAGGAGGAGGGUGCUUUAGGGAGCGCAGCAGCCUCUGGUACUAUGGAAACUAACCCUCUGACCGAUGGAAAUAAUGACCGCUGACAUGCGUCAGGUUCCUGAAGGACAUGAGCGUGUGGGCGGCCCGCGCUGCAGUGAUGGGGCUCCGGGGCCGGUGAAGGGGACAUGGGCUCAUGCGACGACACGCUCCGCAGCGCCACUGAAGCGACGAGGGUUCGGUCUUCAGCAGAACACUGGCUUCCAGGCUCUUGGUCGACGCUCCAGGUAGCCGUGUCUGAUGAAGAUGUCUGAUUCUGUCGGAGAGACUAUGAGAGCUCUGGACGAGAACAGCUCGAGCGCAGAUGAACGCCAGCUCAACACGUCACAGAGCCAGCAGCACGAGGACAGCUGCAGCAAGGACAGGACUGAGCCGCAGCGGCAAACACCCGGACCAGGUGCUAAAAGACCCAAGUCGAACGCAAAGGUAAAGUUAGUUCGGAGCCUGGCCAUUUGUGAAGAACCCUGUCCUUCCACGAUAACCACACAACUGCCUCAAGAUCAGCAGGAUGGAGAUCAUAUUAGACUCUUGCAGACGUUUGACAAAGAAGAAUCUCCUCUUACUGCAGACGAGGAUGAUGCAGACAGAAGUGCCAACAAGCUGGAGAAACUGGAGAAAAUGCCACGCAAGAUGCUGUCCAGAGAUUCCAGUCAGGAAUACAAGGACUCCACUGGCAUCGACCUGCACGGGUUCCUGGUGAACACACUGAAGAACAACCCCAGGGACCGAAUGAUGCUGCUGCAGCUGGAGCAGGACAUCCUCGACUUCAUCAGUACUAACGAGAGUCAGAGGAGGAAGUUUCCGCCCAUGACCUCCUAUCACCGAAUGCUCCUGCACAGAGUCGCUGCUUACUUCGGCUUAGACCACAACGUGGACCAGACCGGCAAAUGUGUCAUCGUCAACAAAACCAGCAAUACACGAAUACCAGAUCAGAAGUUUUCAGAACACAUCAAAGACGUCAAGAUGGAUGAUUUCCAGAAGCGCUACAUCUUAAAAAGGGACAACUCCAGCGUCGACAAAGACGACAGUGUGAUGCGCAUGAAACUAAAGGAGGACAGGAGGAGCAAGUCCAUCGAGGAGCGAGAGGAGGAGUAUCAGAGAGCAAGAGAGAGGAUCUUCGCUGAUGGUUUAGACACCUUCCCGCUGGAUAAAAGGAUUCAGGAGGACGAGGUGUGUAACAGCAUCCAGCAGAGACGGCAGAUCUUCAGGCUGAAGGACAGUCGGUCGGGGAACAGCCUCCAAAGCAGCUCAGAGAACGAGGCCCAGUAUUCAGAGCCGCGGCCGUGGAGCAGCACUGAUUCAGACAGCUCCAACCUCAACCUGAAGCCCACCGUGACCAAAGCCAGCAGCUUCAGCGGCAUCCCGGUCCUGACCCGCGGAGACAGCUCCAGCAGCAGCAGGAGCGCGGGACGCCUCUCAAACACAGGUUCCGACUCUUGUAGUAGCGUAGGUUCGUCCACGGGGUCGCUCUCUCGAUCCCAGCCUCCUCCGGCCGCCGCGGCUCUAGCGCAGCCUAUGGCCUUCCCCGCUGUCAGCGCUAGCAGCGGCGUCUCCUAUGAGCCGCCAGCGUCCACGGCUAGCGCUAGCUACUAUCUGCUUCCGCUGGAAGCCGCGGGGAUACCGGCCGGAAGUAUCCUGGUCAACCCGCACACAGGUCAGCCGUUCCUGAACCCAGAUGGCAGUGCUGUCGUCUACAGUCCCAGCAUGACCUCACAGGCCUCCAGAUGUCAAUCAUCCGUAGCUCCGCCUCCAGCCGCUCAGCCCACCAAUCACGUCAUGGCACAGCCUCUCUGGUCUGUCCAGCACGCGCCGCUGUCUUACCCACCGGUCCAGCCGUUCACUGUGCAGGACAAUCUGAGCGCUCAGUUCGGUCACAUGAUGCUGGUCCAGCAGGCCUCGGGGGACGGCCGUGACGCUCAUGCAGUCGUUUAUCCGCCGCUGCAUCAGACCGGAUACGUGAUGUCCUCGCCGGGACAGACUGUGGCCAGCCCCUCUUUUCCUGCGGUCAGCCAGCAGCAGCAGCAGCAGCAGCAGAUGCCGGCGUGUUACUGUUCGCCCGGUCAGUUCCCGGUGUGUGGACAGCAGUACCUGCCCGUGGGUUCAGUGCCCUACAGCGGUCAGAGUCAGAUGCCUCCCGCAGCCACGCAGCAGCCAGGUUACCAAACUGUGAUGCCAAAUCAGCAGCAGAGCUACCAGAACAUGAUGCAGCCGCCGCAGAACCAGACACACGGCAGUGUGGGGCAUCAGCUGCAAGGCAUGAUGGUCCAGUAUCCGUCAGUGCCAUCUUACCAGGUGAGCGUGCCUCAGCAGGUGUACUACAGCAUCGCUCCUCCCAACCAGCAGAACACCAGCAGCUGCUCCUCCGUGGGGCUCCUGCCUCCUCCAGGAGCACAGCAGAUGCCCUUCCACCGCACCUCGCCCCCCUGCGGCUCGCAACAGAUUCCCACGCAGCAGUGCUCAGGAGCUCCGCCCCCAGCAGCAGGUGGAAUGGUGAUGAUGCACCUGGCGUUACCUGUGUCCCAGCAGCCUCUGUGUAGUUGCUCGGUGCAGUGGAGAAGGUGGAAUUGUUUUAGCUGUGUUCAAUCAGGCUCAUUGAUGCCCAUCGGAUUAUUCGGUCUGGAGCCGUCACGAAGCAGUCCUCAGCUGGGAAGCUCGUCCUCCUCUCCGGCCCAGUCUCCCACACCAGCACACCUCAGUAACGUAAAGAACAUUCGUCCCAGUCUCAACACUGUUCCCAUGAUGCCUCACUUUUCCAGAUCCUUGGUUUCAGGACAAGGUGACCUGCGCUACCCUCUGAUGGGACAGACGCUUCAGUACAGCCCUCAGAUCCGCCCCCCGUUACUUCAAGCCCCGCCCAUGGUGUCCAGUCAGGCUCCGGUGGGGAUCCGGCCCGCGGGUCGAGGCAGGAAGCCGCAGAGGAGAGCGCUGUCUUCAGAUCUCAGUUGACACCUGUCCAGUCCUACACCGUCCUGCUCACGCUCUUCUGACCCACGGCAGGACGCAGCGCUGUUCUCUCUCUCACUGGACAGAUGACUGGGACAUCUCAAAAUACAGCCGGAACUGUGUUCUUCUUUAUUUUUUUAUCUCUGUUUAUUGGUUUGUUAGUUUUUUAUUUGAAUAAUCUGGUGUUUAACACUUUUUCCAUUUGGUUUCACAUGUGUAUUCGGUCUGUCUUCACCAGCCGUCGGCGCUCCGUGUGAUGAACGCGCUUCGCCGUCUCGUGACAAACACCACCUGCUUUUUGUAAAUAAUUUAUGAAGUAGCUGUAUAAUUCAGUUGAUUGUUUCCUCUGUGAAUUGUGGGAUAGACGCCGGUAAGAGCGUCAGCAUUUGUUUUUUUGUUUGUUAAUUUCUUUGUUUUUAAUUGAAGACAUCACACUGCACCUCAACGGAUCCACGGUCACGUUUUUAAUAAGUUCACACACGUCAAGUCAGUUCUUGUUUUUUGGGGUCUUUUAAUAUUAUAUUCGUACUGGGAAAAAUAAAAAGAGAAGAAACG